This is a messenger RNA of Miniopterus natalensis, 4339 nucleotides long. RefSeq names its product progestin and adipoQ receptor family member 8 (gene PAQR8). Gene Ontology annotation, molecular function: nuclear steroid receptor activity; steroid binding. NCBI's taxonomy places the organism in Eukaryota, Metazoa, Chordata, Mammalia, Chiroptera, Miniopteridae. The record is from RefSeq and is a predicted model, not a curated record. Gene Ontology annotation, cellular component: plasma membrane. Gene Ontology annotation, biological process: response to steroid hormone.
UUUCUCUGUUUUCCAGGAGCACACUGAAGCCACAUGAGUUGCAUCCCCUGCCCUGCCGCGCCGGGCAGCCAUGACCACGGCCAUCCUGGAGCACCUGAGCACCCUGUCGGUGAGUGGGCAGCAGCUGCGCCGCCUGCCCAAGAUCCUGGAGAAUGGGCUCCCUAAGAUGCCCUGCACCGUCCCCGAGACGGAUGUGCCCCAGCUUUUCCGCGAGCCUUACAUCCGCACCGGCUACCGCCCCACGGGACACAGGUGGCGCUACUACUUCUUCAGCCUCUUCCAGAAACACAACGAGGUGGUCAACGUCUGGACCCACUUGCUGGCGGCCCUGGCCGUCCUCUUGCGAUUCUGGGCGUUCGCCGAGGCCGAGGCCUUGCCGUGGGCCGCGGUCAGCACCCUGCCCCUGCUGCUGUACGUGCUGUCCUCCGUCACGUACCUCAUGUUCAGCGUGCUGGCCCACCUGCUGCAGUCGCAGUCGGAGCUGUCCCACUACACCUUCUACUUCGUGGACUACAUCGGCGUGAGCGUGUACCAGUACGGCAGUGCCCUGGUUCACUUCUUCUACACCUCGGACCAGGCCUGGUACGAGCGCUUCUGGCUCUUUUUCUUGCCCGCAGCUGCCUUCUGUGGCUGGCUGUCUUGCGCAGGCUGUUGUUACGCCAAGUAUCGCUACCAGAGGCCUUACCCAAUCAUGAAGAAGGUAUGUCAGGUGGUACCCUCGGGGCUGGCCUUCGUUCUAGACAUCAGCCCCGUGGCGCACCGGGUGGCCCUGUGCCACCUGGCUGGCUGCCAGGAGCAGGCCGCCUGGUACCACACCCUCCAGAUCCUCUUCUUCCUGAUCAGCGCCUACUUCUUCUCCUGCCCGGUCCCUGAGAAGUACUUCCCGGGCUCCUGUGACAUCGUGGGCCACGGCCAUCAGCUCUUCCACGUGUUCCUGUCCAUCUGCACACUCUCCCAGCUGGAGGCCAUCCUCCUGGACUAUCAGGGGCGGCAGGAGAUCUUCCUGCAGCGCCACAGUCCCCUGUCUGUCUACAUGGCCUGUCUGUCCUUCUUCUUCUUGACCGUCUGCAGCACGGCCACUGCAGCCCUCCUGAGGCACAAAGUCAAGGCCAGGCUGACAAAGAAAGAGUCCUGAGCCUGGCAGGUGGGGCGAGCUGUGGAGGCACCCCAUUGCCAUGGGGGCAAAGUAAGAUACAAAAACAGGAGUUGGCUUUUUGUUUUUAAGAGUUGGCUUUUACAUUAAUACGUAUUUCCAAGGAUAGGCUAUGGCCAUGGCCUUGGGAAACCAAAGGAUUCAAGAGUUGUGUUGUUAUAGUUGUUAAUAAAAGGAGUGUUCCUUUUCCGUCUAGGUCAUAGCCUUUCAAGACACAAGAAAGGAAAGGACCUUGGCUAAGAUUCAUGGGACACUGAAUUAAGGACCAUGUUCAUACCCGAAAAUUCAGUAGCAUUCUGACUGUGGCCUCCAGGGUCAAGUCCUGGAGCUGAAGGGAUGAUAAACUUAGACUGGAAAACAAGCAGGUGGCUGGUCCACACCAUAUUGGAACGGCCAUCCUACUAUGCUGGUCUUUGGUAAUUGAAUAAAUUGACCCGAGGACCCAAUUUCCUUCAGAUUUCAGAUCGUCCAGGGUGGAGAAUUCAGAAUCUUCAAGAUUCAGUGAAACCCUCAGACAAUGAAUUAUUCAGUUCAUCUGACUUCUGAUCUCUCCUCUCUCACCCACUCUAACCCUGACCCUUUUCUCAGGAUGGCAUCUCUCUGGCUAUUUUCUCUGAAGUGCUGUUCACUCCCAUCCAUACCUUGGUAGUAUACAGGACUGUGAAGUAGUCAUACUUUCAGUAACUGCUUGGAUCCAUGUGGAUGGACAUCCAGGAAGCUUAUUCUCAUUUAAUACUAAUGCAAACGGUACUAGAAAGUACAGUGCCAAGAGCCACCAGGGGGCCCAGACAACAAGCAUGGAUACUGUUUGGGCUCAUGGGACCCUUCUGUCAUGUACCUGUGGACUGGAGGAUUACUUGAGACCUAUUAGGGCUGCCUUAUAGGCCAGAAGAUCUGGGGCUUGCCCCAGGGAAUCUUCUCCAGAUUUUGACCAGCGUGUUCAAAAAGCCCCGGGUAGAGUGAAUUGGUUCUAAGGGUCCCUCUAGGGAUCUAAUUAUUUCAAGAGGAACCCAAGGUCCAGCCUUUUAAAUCUAUGCCACCCUACAAAGGACUCACAUAACUACCCCAGUUCAGGGUCCUCAGGCAGGCACUUAGCCUCAACUUAGAGCUGAACUCUUAAAAUAAACUCCAGGACAGGUGGGGGUGUGUGCUCACUUCGGGUUGGUCCCUGAAGGCUGCUUUGGGUAAGAAUGGUGAACGGGCACCCUGGAGCUACAAUGUUCUGUUUAAGACAUCACUGCCCAGCAGCUUCUGUGGGGUCGGUGGUACUUGCCAUUGAUGUGUUCUGGCCAUGCAGCCUCUCUGAGGACCAGCUCUGCACUAAUCCAGUGAAAGGGGCUGCGUGGACCCAGGAGCCGUGGGAGCCUUCUCCGAGGCUGCAUUUCCUGUCAGCGUAAGGUUCCUAUUUACCGAUAAGGGAAGUGGUUUGUUUUCACUCCACUUUGACGAACGUCUUCUAUCACUAGAUUAUCUUGUUGUCUUCAAAUCUUUGUUCUUUCUUUCUUUCUCUGAGAGAUUUGUGGAUUUUGUGCCUUAUAAGUGGAAAUGUAUGAACACUCCUUAAUAUAUGGCCAUGUGGAAUUUGCAGUUUGGGAUAUUGGGAUAAGAAAGGAUUCAUUGAUUUUCAAUCAGUGGAUGAAGGAUUGUUUAUCAAUCAAAAGACUCUUUGAACCUGCUUAUUUUGGAAGAGGGAGGAGGAGUGGGAGGAAGAAAAAAAUUCAACUGAAGCUUUCCUAUAAUCUUUAUAUCAACAAAAUGUAUGUCUUGUCCGCUACGUAGCUUUCCUAGAUGGGCGCCUCUAUUAAUCCUCAAGUACGUGAACUUCUGUGCUACCCAAGUGUCUUACACAAGCUUCUGGUGUCUAGGCCAGAUUCACCACAAAUAAAGUUAGCAAACUGAAUUGGGCUGAACUGAGCAAGGGCAUGGGUGAGUUGUGCAGACACAUUACAAGUACACGGUCAGUUUAAAACGGGGAAUUGAGUGAGCUAGAGAUGUUCAUUAGUAUGGAUUCAAAGGCCAUUUUCUUUUCAGCAUUGGAAGGAAGAUGUAAGUCAGGCUCUUGAAGGUAACUGUGGUGGUCAUGGUGGUGGAGAUCUUUAGGCCAAAUGCAGGUCUUGUUUCAAGGGAGACAGCAGGAGUUAGAGCAGUGGUCUCCAAAUGUAGACCAGUGCCAGCCUGCACACUGUCAGCGGUCUGUAACAAGGUAAGAACAAGAGAGACGAAACUUGUAGAUAUUGCCAUCAAAUUUUUCGUUUAAUUUACACAAGUGUUGGUCCCUCAAGUGACUGGAAAAUUCUUAAGUGUUUUCACCAGAGAUAUUUGAGAAGCACUGAGGUAAGGGACUGCAUUAGCAAUAUGCAGAUGUUUUUAACUACUCAGACUUUUGAGGGAUUAAAUACUCAUUUAAGACAUUUGCAUUAAAAUGAGCGGAUGGGUAAGGAACAGACCUAGUUUGUUUAAGAGGAAUAAUUAAGUAUUCAAUAAAGGAGCUGAUUACCUUUCUCUACCACACCCCCUCCAACAGUUGACAUCUACUGGAAAUUCUGCUCCUUACCUCUUUCUUUUUUAAACUAAUACUUUCAACUUAUGAAAAUGUAAAUGCCUCUGAAAAAACGAAACUAUCAGUCAUUGACAUCUUGUGAAUAAAAAUUCUGAUGGAUUUAUAUCGGGUCCUACUCAAAGCAGGGUGAGGGGAUAGUGGGACACACCAGACUGGGGACACAUUUGCCCAUUUCCCUCUUGUCUAGUACUUCCUGACCUAUCCUGAAUUAACAAGCUGAUGUUGAAACUCUUCAGACGUUAGGGUUUCAUUUCACACCUUGGCUGAAAGUACCUCAUUCAAUAACGUUCUCAAUCCUUUACUGGAAACUUGAAAAAUAGCAGGAGCUCAGGCCACAUGGUGAAGGUCGUUCACGCCUGCCUGUGUUUCCCACCCGUUCGCAGAUUGUACCUUAAUGCUUAAAACCAUUGGGUUCUUCGGUUGCUGCGCUGUAAUUUCAAGUAUGCCCCACAGAGGGUACUCAUGUCUUACUCAGAGAGGGCCUAGCCUUGUCUGUCCUCAAGGUCUCAGCUGUUGUGUUGGACCCAAAGUUUUGCUUGAUUGCUCGGCAAGGAAAAAUUGGAACUAUUUUCUGUUUAUAUAAAUCUACUUACAGAAAUGACUAUUAAACUGAUUUUGUAUAUGGA